Capronia coronata CBS 617.96 is the source of this 1239-nucleotide messenger RNA. RefSeq lists its product as uncharacterized. NCBI's taxonomy places the organism in Eukaryota, Fungi, Ascomycota, Eurotiomycetes, Chaetothyriales, Herpotrichiellaceae. The record is from RefSeq and is a predicted model, not a curated record. The transcript has 3 exons. Gene Ontology annotation, cellular component: cytoplasm. Gene Ontology annotation, biological process: protein import into nucleus. Bases 1 to 1239 code for a protein of 412 amino acids.
AUGUCUCUUGUCCCUGAACGCAUCAGCGUCAAGCGCAGACGCUCUGACGAACCGGUGGACACUCUGUUUCUUGAACACGGCACUGCUCCGGACAAGAAACGAAGAGUAACCGACUUCUAUUUCCAGCGACUUCGAGACGAGAUCAUUGCGCCCAUCUCCCAGCGAGUGAACAGCCCUCUUGCCCCACAGCCUUCCGUCCCCGGAAUUCCUACUGUUCGAUGGACCUCACCAGGCGAUGAGAAAAGAGACUAUGAAAUCUUGAAGGCCAAACUCAAGGAGAAGGCGGACGACUCGUUACCGGCGAAAGCAACCAAGCCCGACGAGGAGGAGGUUCCUCCUGCCAACGCAGGCAGCCGAUCCGCCCCGCCCACCCCUCUAACAAGUGAAGGUCUCUCACACGCCCGCCGCUUCCACCUCACCCGCCAUCUAUCUUCAGUGUUAAGCCCAAAUUCUUCUGGUGGGAUUCGGAAGCAGAACAGUUCGAUCCGGCCUCCGCUUGCGACAUUUGUCGAAAAACACGGUGCCACAUUUAGCCACGAAGGGAAUCCUCUUUACAAAAGCAAACCCGUCGACAGUGUAUUGGAUCUCCUGCAGGACGGAAAGAGCGGAUCCGAGGGGUCAGAUGGGCAGACGUCGAAGAUCGAAAGCCUGGCAGCAUCCAAAAGAACGCCCACAAAUACUUUCCUUCAGGCAGAGAACCAGAUGGUGAAGAAGGGAACAUCAAUUAGAGACCACCCUAGCACCUGGGAUCAUGAUUCAGACCAGCUCGCGGACGAGCUUGCCGCAUUGGCGAUGGAGCUCGAUCCUGAGAUCAAGCAAUUGGCUGAAGCUGAAGAGUUGUCGAAACUGCUCCCAGCUUCCAAUGAGAGAGACAAGGUGGUGACUUCCAAGGAUCGCGAAGAUAACUAUGUGUAUGAAACAUAUGUUCGUGUCCGGAACGAUGAUAAGACCCCGGAUCCAAUGAGUAUUGCUGGGCUGAACAACGUCGGGGUGUUGGUCAUCGAAGAGGAAGAUGAAGACCUAUGGCAGAAAUAUGUUGACAGUGAAGACGAGACUGAUUGGGAUGACGAAGAUUCAAAUGCUGAGGACAACCCUGCCAAUGAUUACCCAGAGGAUGAAGUCAGUUCCGACGACGAGUAUGGCUAUAAUGCCUACAAGUACCGCCAAUAUGGAUCCGAUGAUGAGACUUUUGGCAGUGACCCCGACGACAUCGAGAAUGAGGCCAACAACAAGUGGUGA